AUGUCAACCCGCAACCGCAUCCCCCAAUUACUAGAACCCUACUUCCGCCUCCCGCCCGAGUUAUCCCUCAUUCUCCUAACAGGCACACUAGGCUGUACCCCAACAUGGCUCACCUCGCUCUACGUCAGCAGCAUUCUCAGUCCCCAACAGCAGCAACAAGGGGAAGCGUACACUGUACUGCUCGUAAGCUGGAUGCGCGAUUUGAAGUUCUGGAAAACGCAGAUUCGUAGGACGACGGGCCUCGACCUCUCCAAACUCGCAUCCGAGCAGCGCUUCCACUUCGUCGACUGCACGAGCACAACUCUCCAACAUCCGUCCACCUCGAAAGACAUACUUGAAUCCACCGUCCAACAAAUGCAAUCCGUGCUCUCCAAAAUCGAAUCUCACCAACCGAAAUCCCGCACAAUCUUAAUCCUCGACAACCCCGACAUCCUCCUAGCAACGGCCUCAACAACCGCGUCAAACCUGCACCAAGCUCUGCUCCCCCUGCGCUCAAGGGUCCACGCAACAAUCGUUUCGCUUACAGCGGAUUCGCCUUUCCUCGCCGCCGCAGCAGCAGCAGCCACCGAAGAAGCAUCAAAGUCGAGAUUCUCGCCGGUGGAGGUGCAGACUUCCGCUUUCGUGGUGCUCAUGGCGCACGCUGCGAGCUUCGUGGUCGGCGUGAGGGAGUUGUUGACGGGGGCGGCGAGGGAUGUUAGUGGUGUCGUGCGGAUCACGAGGGGUGGCGGCGCUUAUGAGGGUGAUGAAGCUGGAGAUGUGAAGGAAGUGGAGGCGCUUUACUUGGUUCAGCGGGAUGGGGGCGUGAAGGUGUUUGGGAGGGGGCAGAUGGGUGGUUGA
This is a messenger RNA of Neohortaea acidophila, 837 nucleotides long. RefSeq lists its product as uncharacterized. The transcript is spliced from 2 exons. Bases 1 to 837 code for a protein of 278 amino acids. Gene Ontology annotation, cellular component: elongator holoenzyme complex. NCBI's taxonomy places the organism in Eukaryota, Fungi, Ascomycota, Dothideomycetes, Mycosphaerellales, Teratosphaeriaceae. The record is from RefSeq and is a predicted model, not a curated record. Gene Ontology annotation, biological process: tRNA wobble uridine modification.